Malus domestica (apple) is the source of this 1802-nucleotide messenger RNA. RefSeq names its product phloretin 4'-O-glucosyltransferase-like. Gene Ontology annotation, molecular function: quercetin 7-O-glucosyltransferase activity; quercetin 3-O-glucosyltransferase activity. NCBI's taxonomy places the organism in Eukaryota, Viridiplantae, Streptophyta, Magnoliopsida, Rosales, Rosaceae. The record is from RefSeq and is a predicted model, not a curated record.
CAUUCUCUCACCGCAUUCCCCACCUUGAAUACGUACUCCCACAAGAAUUUCAACUUCACUAAGCUAAUAAGCCCACAGCACCAAAUUUUCCACCAGUAAACUAGGUACCUACUUAUUCUACUUCCAACAACUCCACGCUCCACCGCGCACCUCCGCAAUCGCAUACGCUGCCAUGGUGCAACACCGCUUUCUACUUGUCACAUAUCCGGCUCAAGGCCACAUCAACCCUUCCCUCCAAUUCGCCAAGCGCCUUAUCAACACUACAGGUGCGCAUGUCACCUUCAUUACCAGUCUCUCAGCCCAUCAUCGCAUUGGCAAUGGCUCAAUUCCAGAUGGAUUGACUUAUGCGCCCUUCUCUGAUGGUUACGACGACGGGUUUAAGCCCGGAGACAACAUCGACCACUACUUGUCGGAGUUGCGGCACCACGGAGCACAAGCCAUCACCGACCUUGUAGUCUCAAGUGAAAACGAGGGUCACCCUUACACUUGCAUGGUCUACACAAUACUUCUCCCCUGGGCCGCGGACGUGGCGCAUGAACUUCACCUCCCAAAUGUGCUGCUUUGGAUUCAACCAGCCACAGUUUUCGACAUCUACUACUAUUACUUUAACGGGUUCAAAGAUCUCAUCCGGGAUAAUACUAGUUCUGGUACGAACGAUGCCCUUCCAUGUUCAAUAGAGUUACCAGGUUUGCCAUUAUCUCUUACAAGCCGAGACCUUCCCUCCUUCAUGGUGGAUACAAAUCCCUACAAUUUCGCCCUCCCGUUGUUUCAAGAACAGAUGGAUCUGCUGGAGAGAGAAACCAACCCGAUCAUUCUAGUGAACACGUUCGAUGCACUAGAGCCGGAAGCCUUAAAAGCAACUGAAAAGUACAAUUUGAUUGGAGUCGGGCCAUUGAUUCCGACGACUUUCUUGGACGGCAAGGAUCCAUCGGACAAGUCAUUUGGAGGCGAUCUUCUCAAAAAAUCCAAGGACUCUCCGUACCUGGAGUGGCUGAACUUGAAGCCGGAAGGGUCGGUGAUUUAUGUGUCCUUCGGAAGCAUUUGUGUGUUGGAAAAGGCCCAAAUGGAGGAAAUCGCCAAAGGGUUGUUGGAUUGCGGCCGUCCGUUCUUGUGGGUUAUUAGAGAUAAAGUCAAUAAGAAGGGAGAAGAUAAUGAGGCGAAGGAAGAAGAAGAGAUGUUGAGUUGCAGAGAGGAAUUGGAAGAGCUAGGGAGGAUAGUGCCGUGGUGUAGUCAAGUGGAGGUUCUGUCAAGUCCUUCGUUGGGUUGCUUUGUGACACAUUGUGGGUGGAAUUCAAGCUUGGAAAGCUUCGCUUCGGGGGUGCCAGUCGUGGCGUUUCCUCAGUGGACGGACCAAGGAACGAAUGCCAAGUUGAUAGAGGACGCUUGGAAGACAGGAUUGAGGGUGACACCAAAUGAGAAGGGGAUUGUUACGGGUGACGAGCUCAAAAGGUGUUUGGAGUUGGUCAUGGGAAGUGGGGAGAUUGGUGAAGAGAUGAGAAGGAAUGCUAAGAAAUGGAAAGAUUUGGCAAGAGAGGCUGUGAGUGAAGGUGGGUCUUCUGACAAGAAUCUCAAGGCUUUCUUGGAUCGGAUAAAUUGAUGUUAUCUUAACAUAUGGCUGUCCUUUUUUCUGUUUCUUGGUUUGGUAGUAGCUUGUGUAUAUAUGUAGAAUUUUAGACAGCCACGUAAACACAACUGGUCGACUUUUUGGAAUUGUAAUGCUUGGCUACUAUUAGUAGUAAAUCCUACUAAAAAAUUUUCAAAAUUGUUCGUUGUCAAUUUAUAGAAUUUUAUGUUUAUAAUCA